UAGCGUGUAAAGCACAGAAGCGACGUCUUGUGUUGUCAACUUGGCUGUCGACAAUCAAACAAAACACUUAAGGAUUUAUUUAAAAUGAACUGUAGAUUGCAUUGACUCUAAUCAUUGACAAUUCAUCUCUCACCGAAAGUGUAUUAAAUAUCCGAAGAAGACGGGAAAGCUGAAGAAAAUGCAUAUGCAAUAGAAAAUAUUCUGAUUGUUGUACAUGGGAAGUUGAUUUCAUCAGCAGCACUAAGCAUCCACUCAUCAUGUGUCCCCGGAGAGCCAACUUCGACAUGCAUUUGACAGUCAACUGCAAUAUCAGCCUGGUUUAUUUGCUUAUAGCUUUAGGAGCAUAUAUAGUGUAUAAAUACUAUUGGGAUUAUGUACCUGGUUUUUGGUAAUUUUUUGUCUAUUACUUUUAUGUCUUAUGUAGCUAAAGUUACAUAACAAGAGUCAAUAUGUGUACAUACAAGUUUUAUAUGUAUAUGGCUGUAGAAACUGGUCUUGUCAAAUGUUGGUAAUGUUGGUGUCUAAAGUGUGGCCACUUUGAAAGAGUUAAAAUGAAAUGAAAUGAUGCAUAAAAAUAGAAUACUGGAGUCAGAUUCUUUCUUGAAAUCAGAAGCCUUAGUCAAAUUGGAACAAGCAGAUGCCAUUGACAAUGAGCCUAACAAUACUGAAAGCUAUGGUAAGGGAGAAGUCAAAUGGAAUUACUCUCCUUUUAUUUCUGUCCAAGAAAAUUCCUUUGGACAGCCAGAAGUAAAUACAAUUGACACUCAUUUAAGAUGUGUGAAGUCAGAACUUGGAGAAUAUGUGUGCAGCAUUUGUGGGCUGGAAACUGGCACUGCUUCUCGUCUGAGGAGGCACUUGAAGAUCCAUGCUAAAGAGAAAACACAUCAUUCUUGUAUUCCCAAUGAUGGGACAUUGCACAAAUUUAAAAACUGUUUUUCAAAAAUUACAAAAAAGUCAUCCUUUAGGAAUCACAAAAAAAAUCAUGAUAGGAUAAAGGAAUUUAGAUAUGAGGAAUGCCCUGCAGCCUACAUUAAUCAACCACAGCUGGAAGCCCACACUAUACAACAUGCCAGUGAAAAGAUAUAUCAUGAUCAGGAAUGUGGAGAAGGAUUUGCCACAGCCACAAGGCUUAGUUACCACCAGGUUACCCAUACUGCGGAAAGGCCUUACCAGGGUGAAGUCUAUGGAGAAAAAUUGCAAGAAAAGACUGCUCUCAUAACCCAUAAGUCUGUCCAUCUUACCCGUGGGCCUUAUAUAUGUAAUAUGUGUGGAGAGAUGUUUCCCAGGAUAAAUAGUCUUACACUUCAUCAAAGAGUUCAUCAAACAGAUAGCACCUAUAGCUAUGUUCCUCAGAACUGCAAACCAAUCAAGGAAACUGUUCAGGAAAGUAGGAAGGAGUCACCUCUGUCAUUUCCCUCUACAUCUGAUAUUCUCUUUAAGGAUACAUACACACAAAAUGAAAAUAAGCCUCCAGUAAGGGAAGAAAUUCCAUUUCAGGAAGAGACACAUGAAGAGACCUUGAAUACAAGGAAUGUUACUUUACAAAACUUUCAGGAAGACAUCCCCAUUUCAAGCACAACAGAGGCCAUGGCCAGUUUUAAAGUGCAAGGAGAGAAAUAUACAUUUGCUGGGAAUGUCAUGAAUAUCCCCCAUCCUGACAUUGUACAGGAGGCAUUAGCAACUGGGACACUACUUGAGAGCCAGGGAGAAGAUGGACAAAUCUAUCUUAUUGUUCUUCCUAGAACUAUUUCAGAACAAGACUACACACAUGUUACAUUGCCUUCAAAAAUACCUUCAGUAACAGCACCUACCCUGAUAUCAGGAAUAGAGUCAGUUUCACAGCAGAAUCAAGGUCUUGAAGAGAAUUCUUGUAAUUUGCUAAUGUGGGACAAUGAAUUAAAUAUUGCAGAAGGUUCUUUAAAACCAGAUUCUGAGGAAGAGAAGUCUGACAAGAGUAAGAACAAAGAAGAAUAUGUGGAAGAGGAUUCAUCUUCAAAAGAAAAUGAAUCACAUGCCAGUAGUAAGAAGUUUGUAUCAACCAGAAUUAAACAAAUGGGAAAAUCUAAAGAGAAAAAGCUGUAUACAUAUGAGUGUAAAAACUGUGGGAAAAAAUGCAAGAAUUCCUCAAGCUUUGUUAUACAUAUGAGGACACACACAGGUGAAAGGCCAUAUUACUGUGGCUAUUGUGGCAUAGGCUUCAAACAGGUAACUCACUUAAAAAGCCAUAUACGCAUUCAUACUGGAGAGAAACCAUACAAAUGUAGCCAGUGUGAUGCUGCCUUUCACCAGAGCUCUCAAUUGCAUGCUCAUUUUAAGACUUGGCACAUUAGAAAGCAUGAGAGAAUGAGAGAGAAGGUCAAAGUCAGAGGAAGUAUUCAGAAUUUUUAUUGCAAGAUAUGUGAUAAAACAUUUGUUAAUUCAUGCUUUAAAAAGCAACAUAUGAAAACACAUACAGAUGAAAUGCAAUAUAUGUGUAACAAAUGUGAGGCCACAUUUAAAACAAAAAGUAAGUUGCACAGUCACGAGAAGUUGCACAUAAAUGAUAGUUUUAAGAUCUGUGAAUUAUGUGGACUUCAUUUCAAGGAUGUAAGUUCUCUGAAUCACCAUAGACUUGCAAUACAUGAUUUAUCCAAAGAGGAAUCAGAUAUAACUAGAUUUCUUGAUGAAAAGAAUCUGAGUAAAAGAAAUGAAACUGAGACUUCAAAUGGUGGUGAUUCCUGUGGUUCCCUUGCAAAUGUUAAUCACGCAAGUAUGAUGAGUAAAGAAUGCUGUGGAUUAGAACAUACCUAUGAUAUCAAGAAAUCCUCAAAAAAUGUUCAGACCCAUUCUUGCAAAAUAUGUCAUAAAACAUUUAAGCAGAAGGCAAAUCUCAAUACUCAUAUGAGAGUGCAUACAGAUGAAAGGCCAUUCAAGUGCGAAGAGUGUGGUAGUGCUUUUCACCAGAUAUCUCAUCUUAAAGAUCAUGUUAAGAUACAUUCAGGUGAGAAGCCCUUCAAGUGCAGUGUGUGUUUGGCUUUAUUUGUUCAGUCUUCAGCAGCAAAAACACACAUAAAAAAACAUCAUAGUGGUCAAGCCAUUGUCAUUAAGGAGGAAAGAAGUGAUUUCCUUGCCAAGGAGUCAAUUAUUUUACAAGAGAUACCAAAGAGUGAUGAUGACAACACAGUUGUGAUUAACAUUGAGAAUUCUGCCUCACUUUCUGUAGAGGUUCAGAUUGAGAGAAAUGCACUGGGAAUCUUUGAAGAAGGUGAAAAAGAUGCUGGAGUUCAGAAAAACAAUAGAAAGGAAGGUCCUGUAUAUCAGGAUAGGAAAGAGAGUAUAAAUUUGUCCCAUGAUAACACAAAGAAUACCAGCGAAAUAAAAAAAAUGGGAGUAAGUUUGACUCCGUUAUUAAGAGAGGCAACUCAUUUUUGCAUCAUAUGUCAAAAGACCUUUAGAAGAACAUCCGCACUAAAGUUUCAUGUGAAGAUGUCCCACACCCAUGGGAACAAAAGGGAUGUAGGGGGGAAUAUUUUGGUCAUGAAACCAGAAGUCAAGAACAUGUACAAAGAGAGGUGCCCAUUCCACAGCAGGUCAAGGGGCAUGAUACUGGACUGCCAGAUGGCAGCCAGAACAGCAUGCAAACCCCGCACCAUAGGUUCACCAACAGCCUUUAGCAACUCAGCAGGGAUGUCGCAAAUACCCGCUACUUUACCAGCUCUGAGCCUGGAGAUCGCCAUUAUAACUUCAUUUAGGGUAGAAGGUCAUUUACUAAGAAAUGGCCCUCGACCUCAGCAAGAUUACCGGUGUACUGUUCCUGGUGCAAUGUUCCCUAGUUCUACGAACAUUGCAAGUCCCGAUCCCCAGUCCUACUGCAGGGUCCGCCAGGUUGCCAAGAAUUGCGAAACGACCAGAGAUAGCCUCGUAUUGGAGAAUCUUCAACCGGGUGCUACAAAGAUGUGGCCGAUCUCCUUGACCACAUUAUCUGCCUCACAGUGCCAUGACCAACGCUGCGGGUCGGAACGCUGGUACCAGAACAAUGCCUUCAGCACUCAGGCAAAGGCCAACAAAUCCUUGCCAUCUGGCAAGAUAAAGUUUAUAGUCUUCCUCAGGCAUUCACUCUCAAAUGAAAAACCGGUCCAAUUAUAUGAAGGAUAUACUUUGUUCUUUGGUUUUCUGCUCGAACAUGUAUUUAACUCCUUAGAUCCAGGUGCUUCGCUGCCCUGCACUGCCAUUUUCCAAUGUCUAUAUUUGUCAUUUGAUAUGCUGUAUCCGGAUGAAAAGCUUCUUGCUGUUUCUGAUUAUGCUAUAAGUAAAGACCUCCUGAAGCCAGUUUCAUCUUGCUCUAUUAUUCUUGACAAGGAUGCAUUCGCUUCUAGAAAUAUGAGUGCCUUAUAUGAAAAGCUCAAAAGUGCAGUGAAAAGUUGCUGUGCAGCUAAGAGAGUCACAAGACAUGAAUGCCCUAGAGAGCAGAUUCCUGAGAAACGAGCAAUGGAGGUUGCUUGCCAUGAAGAUGUUGUCAGCCAAAAACAGGGAGCAGGUGAAGAUUGUGAAAAUGAAAGGAAGGUUGAUGUAAAUAAUAUAGGCAACUUUAAAGUGGGAAAUGACCCUCCUAGGAUGAGGACAGGAUUUCUCCAAGAAGACGUUAUUCUAAAGGAGGAGCUGGUCGAUGAUCCUGUUACUCUUGUGGAGGAUGGUCCAAAUGCCUCUGGAGGACACAGUGAUAUGUAUGCUGCAGAAUUUGUUGUUGUCCAAGAAAAGUCUGAGGUGGUGAAGAAUGAAGAAGCCCAGAUGUGUGAUAGAAUGGAUGUUGAUAUUAAGGCAGAAAAAGAAAGGAAAGUGAAGACAUACCAGUGUGAAAAUUGUGCAUGGGUAUGUAAUUCUCUGUCAAAUUUAAAGAAACAUAAGAUGGUGCACACUGGGGAGAGACCACAUACUUGUACUGAGUGCAAUAAGACAUUUAGACAGAUUCAUCACUUGAAGGAUCACAUACGGACACACACAGGUGAACGACCUUUUAAGUGUAAUGAGUGUGGAUCAACUUUUGCACAAAGGUCUUCAUUAAAUGUGCACAAGAAAAAGCAUACAGGCAUCAAACCCUAUGUCUGCAAGAUUUGUGACCAUGCAACAUAUGAAAAAGAGCAUUUGGUGAUCCACAUGAGAACUCAUACUGGGGAAAAACCAUAUCAGUGCGAAGAAUGUGGUCAGACAUUCUCUACAAUGACUAGGUUAAAGUUUCACAUAAUGAUACAUACAGGUGAGAGGAGAUAUACAUGUGAAGAAUGUGGCGCUCGCUUUCGAGAGAAGGCAACCCUUCAGAAACAUCGUGGUGUUCACUUAGUUAGAGGGCCAUUUCCUUGUAAAACAUGUGGCAAAGAAUUUCCAAGAUUAGCAAGUUUAUCUCUUCAUCGUAGAAUACAUGAACAGCCAGUAUAUCCACUAGCUGAAAAUAGAGUUAAUAGUCUUCCAUCCACAGAUCAAGUAACAGCAAAUGUAGACCCUGCUACAGCUUCUACACAUGUACUCAAAGAAACAGAACAAUAUGCUAAGAAGGAAGAAAUAGUGAAUAGACCUUGUACUUUUGAAAACAUUCCACAUGUAACAGAGUCAAUUGAGUUAACUACAUCACAAAGCAAGCAGGCAUAUUUUAAUGAAGUACAAGAAGAUCAACUUGUAAGUAGUGAAACUAGUCAUAAUGUUUGCACAGAACAACAGGAAAAUAUAAUUUUAGAGUCUUCACCAAUCAAUUCCUCAUUUAGUAAUAACGAAACAGUAGUGCAAGCUGAAAAUGAAUCUCAGAGUGUGAUAAGCAUUGCAGACCCUGAUCAAGUACAAAAGGCUUUGGAAAGUGGGACUGUGUGGGAAACUCACCAAGAAAAUGGGGAGGAGCUUCUGAUUGUGAUACCACCAUCCUUAACAGGAAGAGAAAUAACAUUAGUCUCUGAUGUGAAUCGCAUGCAUAACAGAGAAGCAACGUUCACACAGACAGCAGCUCCAGUUUUCCACCUAUCACAGGACCAGGCUGAAGUUGUACGGGAUUAUCCACAAGUUAUUCAUGAAGAAAUCCAUGAGAAAGUGCAGCAGAGUCAUCCGCAUAUUGUACAAGAGGAGCACAACUCUGAAGUACAGACUUACCCUAUAGUUCUUGAAGAAGAAGUACAUGAAACCAAUUCAGGACUCUUGGUAUGGGAUGAUGGCCUAGAUCCUGUUACUGAAGUAACAUAUGUAAUAGAGGAAGGGGCUCAGGAUCCAAUAAUGAUACAUCAAGAUCAAGCCCACUUUGUACAUGAAAGUAAAGUGGUUACAGAAGUUACAAGGAAGAGGAAGAAAACAAAAGAGUUUUGGCUUAUGGAAGGAGAAGAAAAGCAAGAAAAAUUGAAGGAUCAGGAUUCUGAAUCAGUGAAAUCUGUUUUAGUUAAGACAAAGAUUAAAAAGAAAAAACAAAUUGAUAAGAAAGUAAGAGUGCGUAAAGAUUAUGACUGUCAGCAGUGUGGGAAGUCCUGCAAAACCUCUUCCAACUAUAAUACUCAUAUGAGAAAACACACUGGGGAAAGGCCAUAUUUUUGUGGUAUAUGUGGUCUGGGCUUCAAACAGAUACCUCACCUCAGGGGCCAUAUCAGAACCCAUACUGGUGAGAAACCAUAUACUUGCUCCAAUUGUAAUGCAAGUUUUGCUCAGACUUCAAGAUUAAAUAUCCAUAAAAAGAAAUGCAAUAAGGAAACACCAGUUACUGCAAAGAAACCAAAACUGGAACCUGCAUGUAAGGUGAGAAACUUUUACUGUAAAAUCUGUGAUAAGACUUUUAUUGAUGAAUGCUUUAAGAGAGAUCAUAUGAAGACACAUAUGGAAUCUAGCCAAUACACCUGUGGAAUAUGUGGUAUGACUUAUAAAAGUAAAAGUAGUAUGCAGAAACACAAGCUGGUACAUUUUAAAGACAAAUGGAGUUGUCAGUUAUGUGGAGAAAGUUUCAGUAAUAAGGCAACCUUGCAUUUCCAUAAGGUAGCAGUGCACAAAUCAGAUGAAGUUAGUAAUGAUGCUACAGGAAUGGUUAUUAAUGUGAAGAUUGGAGAAGAAAAAGACUUUGUUGUUAUCAAUCCCUCCAUUAAGAAUGUUUCCAGUGACUGUGGGAUUGAUGGACAGAUUAAAACAGAAGAGAUAGAAAUUACAGAAGCAGACAAUUAUUCUGUCAAGAGAGAGAUAAUAGAGAUUACAGAUGCAGAGGAUGGUACUGUGAAAAGUGAGGUAAUGUCUGCAGGUGAUGAGGAAAGUUGUACACAGAUAUCAGAUGCUGAUAGAAGUACCAAUGAGGGCCAGGGAAUUGAAAUUACUAAACCUUUAGGUAAUACUGAUAUAAAAACUGAAAUUCAGGACUUGCUUACUGUGGAAGCACAUGACUCUGUUGGAGCAAUAAAGAAGGAAGUUCGUGCAGGAAAGUUAAAAGCCAUUUAUGAUGAGCAAGGAAGGAAGGUAUUUGUUUGCAAAGUGUGUGACAAAGCCUUUUUACAGUCAUCAAAUCUCCUUAGUCACAUGAGAAUGCAUACAGGUGAAAGGCCCUAUAAGUGUAAUUUAUGUCCAUUAGCAUUUAGACAAAUAACUCAUCUCAAAGAUCACAUGAACACACACACUGGUGUAAGAGCAUUUAAGUGUGGAGUUUGUCAGAUGACUUUCUCUCAGAGGUCAGCUGCCAGGCGCCAUAUAAAGACAGUUCAUGAUCGCAAUGCAGAUGUUGUCAAGAUUGGAAAUGUUUAUUCACUGCGAAAUACCCCAACUGAUCCUGAUAACCAAGCUCAGGAAGCAAAUGAUCCAAAUCAAAUCAGUAAGAUGAAAAAGGGGAAAACAUCUGAAAAGAUCUAUGAAACAUGUGAGAAAUGUGAAAGGAGGUAUUCAACCUCAUACAUGAAAAUCCACCUAAGGUGCCACUCAGGUGAAAGGCCUUUUAGUUGUGAUGUUUGUAAACAGUCGUUCAAACAGAAGUCACACCUUUUGUCUCAUAUGCUGCGCCACACAGGAGAAAAACCCUAUGUAUGCAAUGUAUGUAAUGCAUCUUACACGCAGUCGUAUAGGCUAAAGGAACAUAUGAAGAAAUGUAUUGAAGAAAAGAUCAGCAAUAAAAAGGGUAAUGAUGAGCAGAGUAAUAAAGCAAACAGAAAAAAAGAAAAAGGAAAGGUUAAGAUUGACAUUAAAAAUGAAUUUGUUUGCAGCUGUGGUGCUACUUUUAAGAGACAGGUUCUCUUGACUAGUCACAGGCAGAAAUGUACUUGGAACACCGAAAGUGAUCACAGCACGGAUGUAAGUGAUGAGGAAAUUCCCUACCAUGAUGACAGUGAUGAGGAAAUAGAACCAAAAAGUAGGCAGGGUGGUAACAAAGGCUGUUCCAAGAGAGCGAAAGGGAACAAGAUGAAGCAGUUCACGUGCAGUAAAUGUGGUAGGUUAUUUGAGGAUUUCCUUUUGUACAAAGAUCAUUUAAAAGAGCAUAGCAGCAGCCUGACAGAGGUUUGUGAAGAAUGUGGAAUAGUUUUCAGAAGGGCUUCAGCUUUAGCAUUCCAUCAGAAGAUGAAUCACAAUAAGUCAAAUGAUGAAUGGUCAUAUGGAUAUAGUGAAGAGAAAGAAGUUCAUGUUAAAAGAGAAGUCAUUAGCAGUGAUGAAGAAGAGUUUGAGGAAAUUGGGCUUGUUGAAAAAGUGAAUAUAAAGACAGAAGUUACAAAAGCAUCAAAAACAGAAUGCAGAGGAGACAGUCACCAUGAAAAAAAAUCAGAAUUAAAUUUGGGAAAAGGAAGGCCAAGAUCUGGUACAAAGGAAGAGAAAAUUGUUCAAAGUGGUAAUACAUAUACAAAAGAAAAAAACUGUUUAAGUACAAAUCCGACUGUAGAACAGAAGGAAAAGAAAACGAUCAGCAGAACUAAAAAGCUCUUAAAAGAACAUGUUUGCAGACUGUGUAAUGAAAUGUUUAAAAGUCAGAUAGACCUGAGUAGCCAUACUAAGAUUUGUAAAUUGACAAGAAGUUCUGUGAAAGUCAAAAGAAAAAAGAAUGCAGCUGAAAGUGCUUCUUGCAAUAAAACUGUUAGUGAAGUUGAGUGUGAAAAUAAUGCAAAGACAACAGAAAUGCAGUAUCCUUGUAAACUGUGUGGUCAGACUUUCACUAGGUCAUCAAAGCUGAAACAUCAUUUGAACAUGUGGUGCAAAGGUAUGAAAAAGGAGUCUAAAACUUGAUAAAGUAUACAGUUCAGGUAUAUCUUAUAGUAUGGAGUUAUUAUUGCAUGUGCAUUUAAGGUGGCUGGUUAAUUUUUGUGGUUUUAUUUAUUCUGUUUAUUUUUAAAGAAAACAGAACUUCAUUAGAUAUAGCUAAAUGAUGUAACAGUAAAUGUCAUUUUCCUCCAAAGUAAAGAACGUGUUGAAUAUUCUAGUCAUGUCACCAUGCAGUGGUUGUUUCUGUAGUGAAUACAUAUUUUUGGUAAAGCUGGUAUCAGUUUUAUAUUGAUUUAUUAUAAAAUAAGAAAGCAUUAACAUUUUAUGAUAGAUUUUGUAUAUUAUAAAACUAAUUUCCAUAUUUAAGAAAUUUGAAAUAUGUCUAAGUGAUAUGGUAAAAGUUGUCUGUUAUGAUAAUUUUUUAUUGCGUGAUAAGGCUGCUUUUAUACAUUUAUGGAAGUUGAUUAAAAAAGAAAAAAAAUAAAUCUUUU
Molecule: messenger RNA, 9653 nt
Organism: Penaeus chinensis
Lineage: Eukaryota; Metazoa; Arthropoda; Malacostraca; Decapoda; Penaeidae
Exons: 15
Coding region: 562-9186 (2874 amino acids)
Molecular function (GO): nucleic acid binding; zinc ion binding
Source: RefSeq, a predicted model, not a curated record